UGAAUCAGAAGCCGUGUGUUGGUCAGAGAGAGUUGGGCUGCUGGGUCAGAACCGGCCCUCAGAUCUUUCAGCCCACUCCAAUAAAAGCUCCUCUCAUCUCUCCUCCCUCUCCCUCCUCAUGGUGACCCACGGAGACUAACACCACCACCCUAACAGCUGAACUUCUGUUUGAAUCCAGUUGUGCGAAUGUGUUGACGCUCAAGAACAAGAAGGAAAGCAGGUAUUAGGGCGACUUAAUGGACUUUUCUUUACUUCGGAACGCUCUCAGAAUAGAUCUCUAAAUGUUGGAUUAAAUCACUGAAGGAUCUUUGAUACAAGAUGAGCGAAGACGCCAAGGAGAAAGGCUCCAGCAAGCAAGCUCAACGCAAGAAGAAAGGCAAGAAGACUGAUAGCAAUGCCAGUUACCUCAGAGCGGCCCGAGCUGGAAAUCUAGAAAAGGCCCUCGAUUACAUUAAAUCUGGUGUGGACCUCAACAUCUGCAACCAGAAUGGCUUGAAUGCUCUUCAUCUAGCAUCUAAAGAAGGUCACGUGGUGGUCGUGACCGAGCUGAUCAAACUCGGUGCCACUGUGGACGCCUCAACAAAGAAAGGAAACACAGCUCUGCACAUAGCAUCACUCGCUGGACAGAAAGACGUUGUGAAAGAACUGGUGAACAAUGGAUCGAAUAUCAACACCCAGUCUCAGAAUGGCUUCACACCUCUCUACAUGGCUGCACAGGAGAAUCAUCUGGACGUUGUUAAAUUCCUCCUAGACAACGGAUCAAGUCAGAGCAUCGCCACAGAGGAUGGUUUUACUCCUCUGGCCGUAGCUCUUCAGCAGGGUCACGAUCAGGUGGUGUCUCUGCUUCUGGAGAAUGACACGAAGGGUAAGGUGCGCUUACCCGCUCUGCACAUCGCCGCCCGCAAGGACGACACCAAAGCGGCGGCGCUGCUCCUGCAGAACGACCACAACGCAGACGUGGAAUCCAAGAUGAUGGUGAAUAGAACGACAGAGAGUGGCUUCACCCCUCUGCACAUUGCAGCUCAUUAUGGCAACAUCAAUGUAGCGACGCUGCUCCUGAACCGCGGGGCGGCUGUGGACUUCAAGGCGCGGAAUGACAUCACACCUCUUCAUGUGGCAUCAAAACGAGGAAAUGCCAACAUGGUCAGACUGCUGCUGGAGAGAGGAGCUCACAUCGAUGCCAGAACUAAAGACGGACUCACACCUCUACACUGCGGAGCCAGGAGCGGUCAUGAACAAGUGGUGGAGAUGUUGCUGGAUCGUGGAGCGCCCAUCCUCUCAAAGACAAAGAACGGUCUCUCGCCACUGCACAUGGCAACACAGGGAGAUCAUCUGAACUGUGUUCAGCUCUUGCUCCAUCACGAGGUGCCAGUGGACGACGUCACCAAUGACUAUCUGACCGCCCUGCAUGUUGCUGCCCACUGUGGACACUACAAAGUUGCCAAAGUCCUUGUGGAUAAGAGCGCCAACCCCAAUGCCAAAGCACUGAAUGGUUUCACUCCGCUUCACAUCGCCUGCAAGAAGAACAGAAUCAAAGUGAUGGAGCUUCUGUUGAAACACGGCGCGUCCAUUCAGGCUGUGACUGAGUCUGGACUUACGCCCAUUCAUGUGGCCGCUUUUAUGGGCCAUGAAAACAUUGUGACUCAAUUGACCAAUCACGGAGCGUCUCCAAACAGCAUGAAUGUGAGAGGCGAGACGGCGCUGCACAUGGCUGCCAGGGCAGGACAGACCAACGUGGUGAAAUUCCUGGUGGCGAAUGGAGCGGAUUUGGACGCUAAGGCCAAGGACGAUCAGACGCCGCUGCACAUCUCCAGUCGUCUGGGAAAGCCUGAUAUAGUCCAGCUGCUUCUGAAACACGGAGCUUCAGCGGACGCCACCACCUCCUCCGGAUACACACCGCUGCACCUGGCUGCACGAGACGGACACAAAGACGUCGCAUCAAUCCUACUGGACAGUGGAGCGUCUCUCGGCAUCACCACCAAGAAAGGAUUCACGCCGUUGCAUGUCGCCGCCAAGUACGGGAAGAUAGAAGUGGCCAACCUACUGCUGCAGAAGAGAGCGCCGCCCGACGCCGCUGGGAAGAGUGGACUAACACCACUGCAUGUAGCUGCACACUAUGAUAAUCAGAAAGUGGCUCUUCUUCUGCUGGAUCAGGGAGCGUCUCCACACGCCGCCGCAAAGAACGGUUAUACUCCGCUGCACAUAGCUGCCAAGAAGAACCAGAUGGAGAUCGCCACCACGCUGCUGGAGUACGGAGCGGAUACCAACGCCAUAACGCGGCAGGGCAUCAGUCCACUUCACCUGGCAGCACAGGAGGGCAACGUCGACAUGGUGACCCUCCUGCUCGCCCGUGAAGCAGCUGUCAAUCUGGGAAACAAGAGUGGAUUGACCCCGCUGCACUUAGCGGCUCAAGAGGACAAAGUGAACGUGUCUGAGGUGUUGGUCAAUCACGGAGCCACGGUCGACCCAGAGACGAAGAUGGGAUACACCCCCCUGCAUGUGGCCUGUCACUAUGGCAACGUGAAGAUGGUGCACUUUCUGUUGAAGAACCAGGCCAAAGUCAAUGCCAAGAACAAGAAUGGAUACACACCUCUACACCAGGCGGCACAGCAGGGUCACACACACAUCAUCAAUCUUCUGCUGCAGAAUGGAGCUUCACCUAAUGAGCUGACAGUGAAUGGAAACACAGCGUUAUCCAUCGCCAGACGUCUGGGUUACAUCUCUGUCGUCGACACACUCAAAGUUGUGACCGAGGAGACUCACACCACUGUGACAGUGACAGACAAACAUAAAAUGAAUGUUCCAGAAACCAUGAACGAGGUUUUGGACAUGUCUGACGAAGAAGUUCGUAGAGCCAAUGUGCCUGAAAUGCUCAGUGAGGACUAUAUUUCAGAUGUUGAAGAAGGUGAAGAUGCCAUGACGGGAGAGACGGAUAAGUAUCUGGGGCCGCAGGACCUGCGGGAGCUGGGAGAUGAUUCGCUGCCUCAGGAGGGAUACCUGGGCUUCAGCGUGGGUGCUCGCACGGCGAGCCUGCGCUCCUUUAGUUCGGAUAGGUCCAACACCCUCAACCGCAGCUCCUUCACCAGAGACAGCAUGAUGAUCGAAGAGAUCCUGGCACCCACCAAGGACACGCAUCUGGCUUUAGCCAAAGAGCACAACACAGAGUCUGCGAGACGCUACAGCUGGACUCCAGACACAAUGGACAACGUCAACCUGGUGUCCAGUCCCGUCCAUUCAGGCUUUUCCUCCCCAUAUCCUCAAUGUGACAACAGGUUUUUGGUGAGCUUCAUGGUGGACGCUCGCGGCGGCUCCAUGCGAGGAAGUCGCCACAACGGCAUGCGCAUCAUCAUUCCACCGCGCAAGUGCACGGCACCCACCCGCAUCACGUGCCGUCUGGUCAAGCGACACAAGCUGGCGUCUCUGCCGCCCAUGGUGGAGGGUGAGGGGUUGGCGAGCCGGCUGGUGGAGGUGGGCCCGGCUGGGGCUCAGUUUCUGGGCCCUGUGAUCGUGGAAAUCCCUCAUUUCGGCUCUAUGAGGGGUAAGGAGAGAGAGCUCAUCAUGCUGAGGAGUGAGAACGGAGAGACCUGGAAAGAGCAUCAUUAUGACUGGAAAACCCAAGACCUCCAAGAGCUCCUCAAUGGCAUGGAUGAAGAGCUGGACAGCACAGCAGAUCUGGAGAAGAAGCGGAUCUGCAGGAUUAUAACGAAGGACUUCCCACAAUACUUUGCGGUGGUGUCACGCAUCAAACAGGAGAGUAAUCACAUGGGUCCAGAGGGAGGGGUUCUGUCCAGCAUGACGGUUCCUAUGGUCCAGGCCUCUUUUCCUGAGGGAGCGCUCACCAAAAAGAUCAGAGUUGGGCUGCAGGCUCAACCUCUUCCAAAUGAAGUGGUGAAGAAUUUCGUAGGGAAUCGUGCAACCUUCAGUCCUAUAGUGACAGUGGAGCCUCGCAGGAGAAAGUUUCACAAGCCCAUCACCAUGACCAUCCCUGUGCCUCCUCUCUCUGGAGAGGGAGUGAUGAACGGAUACAAGGGAGACACUACACCCAGCCUCCGACUCCUCUGCAGUAUAACCGGUGGCACAUCGCCGGCUCAGUGGGAGGACAUCACUGGCACCACACCUCUGACUUUCAUCAAUGACAGUGUGUCUUUCACCACAAACGUGUCUGCCAGGUUUUGGCUGGCAGAUUGUCAUCAGAUCCCUGAGACGGUGGGUUUGGCCACACAGCUCUACAGAGAGCUCAUCUGUGUGCCCUACAUGGCCAAGUUUGUGGUGUUUGCUAAAAUGAAUGACCCUGUGGAGUCCAGCCUGCGGUGCUUCUGUAUGACGGAUGAUAAAGUGGACAAAACUCUGGAACAGCAGGAGAACUUUGAGGAGGUGGCCAGGAGCAAGGACAUCGAGGUGCUGGAAGGGAAACCCAUUCACGUGGACUGCUACGGCAAUUUGGCUCCACUCACCAAAUCUGGACAGCAGCUGGUUUUUAACUUCUACGCAUUUAAAGAAAACAGACUCCCGUUCUGUGUGAAGGUGAGAGACAGCAGCCAGGAGCCGUGUGGCCGUCUGUCCUUUCUGAGAGAAGCCAAAACCUCCAAGGGUCUGGUUCAGACCCCUAUCUGUAAUUUAAACAUCACACUGCCAGGACUCAAAAAGGAUGCGGAUUCAGAUCCCGAGGAAGAGAGUGAAAAGCCAGAACGACGUCAUACCUUUGCAUCCCUAGCCUUACGUAAGCGCUACAGCUAUCUGACCGAGCCUGGAAUGAAAACAGUUGAACGAAGUACAACAAGAACACUGCCUGCUGGUUACGCUCACAAACCUGUCUUUUCAACAAGAUCUUACCAGGCAUGGUCGACUGCUCCUAUUACCGUCCCUGGGCAAACAAAAUGUGGACUGGGUUCCCUCUCCAGUUCACCUUCCAACACGCCAUCUGCUUCGCCAUUAAAAUCUGCAUGGUCCAUUUCCUCCACUUCUCCAAUCAAGUCCACCCUCGGAGCUUCAAAUGUUUCUCCUUCAAUAUCAGUUAGCGAUAUAGCAUCACCCAUUAGAACAUACCGGUCUAUGUCAUCUCCCAUAAAGACUGUGCUUCAGCAAUUCCAAAACCAAGUUCCAGUUUCAUCCAGUCUCCUGGCUUCUACGGCUAAAACAGAUCCCGGGUCCAUUAAGGGGCUUGCUGCGUCAUUUUCCUCAAGAACUAACUUAAUUUCAUCUCCUGGAUCAUUGCUAGAGAAAACAUUCAGCACAGUAACCCAGUCAGAUUCUGUAAAGUCCACCACAAAUACAUACAGUGCCUUAUCAUUUAAGUCAGCCCUGGCCCCCACAAGUACAGCAGCGUCCUCAACCGUUCGAAGUAUAUCAAGCUUGUCUUCCAAUUUAAUCACCACAGAUGUGGCCAAGGGAACAAUACAGUCAACAAAACCUACAAUACCCAGCACAGAAACAGUCCUGUCAAACGGAUCCAUUACACCCCUAAAAUAUCCCUCGUCCUCCUCUGCCUCUUCCCGUCUGUUUACAGGAGGGACUUACAGCUUGCAGGAGCGGAUACAAGCCACAACCCAAGCAGCAACAGCAAGUGCCGGUGCGGCAUUUAGUGAGGCGGAGAAAACUCUCGCUGGUUCAAACUAUAGCACACUGAAAUCUCUGUCUUCCCCUUUUAGAGGCAAUUUGUCAAGUUCUGUUUACGAUUCCCUUAGAUCAUCAGCCACGCCAACCACUUUGAUAUCAUCCACUUCCAUGACAGUACCAGUAUUUUCCGUGGUCAAUGUGAUCCCUGAAACCCAGGGGAAGAAAGUACCAGACACAAUAACAAUACCAACACCGAACCAUACUCAAGCACAGUCCUCUACAUCUAGACAGAAACCCCCAAAGCCCUCACUCUUUAUUUCUCCUGCAGCCCUCAAAGCAGCUGCCACACCCACGCUGGCAUCCAGUCAAGAGAUUCUUAGGGACGUGGCAGAUAUGAAGGAAGAUUUGAUAAGAAUGAAUGCAAUCUUACAAACCGACCCCACUAGUGCAGCCAAAAGCUUCCAGUCGCAUGUUUCUAAAGAGUCUAAGAUUGAGGAUGAGGAACCUUUUAGAUUGGUUGAGAAAGUUAAAAAAGACCUUGUCAAAGUUAGUGAAAUUCUCACAAAGGAUGUCCUGAGUGAGGCCAGAAGCUCAAGUAAAGACAGAGCCUCUGAGGAUGAGUGGGAAGAGUUCUCCGAAGAUGAAAUUGAGGAGGCACGGCAGAAUGCCCUGUCAUUGACAGACAAUGAUCUCGAUUUAGCUAAAAUGGUUGAUUAUUUAGUGAAUGAUAUAGGUGCUAGUUCCAUCUCCAAAAUAGCUAAUGUUAAGAGCAGAUAUGAUGAAAUAAGAAAGGAAGGUGAGGAAAAACAGAAGCGCACCAUUAAACCCGAGCACAAGUUGAAAAUGCCUCCCACAGGUAUGCGAACCUCUCCCUCAGAGAAAGAUUUGAGUAAAUUAGCCGACUCCUAUAGUGGCACAGAUGCUAUCUUGGAAUCCCCUGAUGACUUUUCCCAUGAACAAGACAAGAGUCCACUCUCAGAUAGUGGUUUUGAAACUAGAAGCGAAAAGACCCCAUCGGCCCCUCAAAGCGCAGAGAGCACAGGGCCCAAGCCCCCCUUCACAGAUAUGCCUAUUCCCCCUGUCAUAACAGAAACCAGAACCGAAGUCGUUCACGUCAUCAGAAGCUAUGAGCAUCCUGAGGAGGCCCGUGAACCUCUAAUGGAUGAGGCUGCCGCUUUGAACCCUCCAGCAUGCACUGAGCCCGAGGUGGCAGUUAACUCCAUCAAAGACAAGGUAAAGGCCCUGCAGAUGAAAGUAAACUCAGACGAGCUGGCAUGCGUCAAAGAAGAGACCCAUAUUACCACUACAACUCGAAAGGUCUACCAUAAACCUCAGCUAAAAGACGUCGGCUCUGAGAGAAAUGAAGAACCAACAAUGUCAGUACAAGACUUAAUGAAAGCUUUUCAGUCCGGAAGAGACCCUUCCAAAGAACUGGUUGGCUUAUUUGAGCAUAAAGCUAGCCAAGACUCAAUUAAAGGAGACGAGUUGACCCCAUGGUUCCUUGAAAAGGACAAAAAGCCCAAAGUUGAGAGAAUAAUUGAGGUACACAUAGAAAAGGUCAACACAUGUGACCCAACUGAAGUCAUAAUCAGGGAGACUAAAAACCAUCCAGAGUUUAUAUGUAAGGGUGAGCGUGGUCUUAAGGAGCUUUUUGAUAAGGUUGAUUAUGAGGCCAUUCAAGAUGAGGAUGAACUUAUUGCUGAAGAGUCACUGCCUUUCUUCUUAGACACAUCCAGAAUGAAUACCUCUGUCUCACAAGAGGAAGAGAGUCGCCCCAGUUCAGCUCAGCUCAUUGCCGAUGAAUCAUACAAAGCUUUAAAGCUCCUAAGCCAGCAUUCUAUUGAGUAUCAUGACGAUGAGCUGUCAGAGCUAAGAGGGGAGUCAUACAGGUUUGCUGAGAAAAUGUUGCUGUCAGAAAAACUAGACAUAUCACAUUUUGACACAGAGGACUCUGUGGCAGACCAGUCACAUAGCAUAAGUGCUGAUGUGAAAGGGGCAGAAGCCUUUUAUGGAGAAAAAGUACCUGGCCCCAGGAAGGAGUCCAAGUUCAGGUCAGCAAGGGAUGCAUCAGACAAAUCAGGUAAAUUUUCUCAACAAGAUGAGCAGUAUGACAAAGUAACAGUAUUACAUUACACUACUGAUCCUGGUAGCCCUAAACAUGCGGUCUGGAUGCGUUUCACCCAGGAUAGACAGGACAGGAAUAGAGAGAAACUAAUUUACGAAGACAGAGUAGAUCGAACUAUUAAAGAGGCAGAGGAAAAGCUGAGUGAGGUUUCACAGUUUUUCCGAGACAAGACAGAAAAAUUAAACGAUGAGCUUCAGUCGCCAGAGAAAAAGAAACCAGCAAGACUCUCUAAGGAGACACGGUCAGGGCCUAGUUCCAUAUGUAACACUCCUGAGAAAAUACAAAAGGGUACAGCUGACGAAUGGAAUAAAGGUAGGCAGAAGCUGUUUGGCAGUACAAAUGAAAGAAAAAGCGCAAGUCUGCCAAACAGUCCCGAGAGACAUGUGCUGUCACGCUUCAGUGAGGAUAAAUCAAAACAGGACGAUGCUCAUCAACAGGCGAAGACAGGUAAUGCAGGGCCCCCAGUCCCAGUUAAGACCUCCAAAGUGAGCUCUUUUCGACAAAAGUUUGAAACAGAAGCACAGAAACAGGAUACAGGACAAUCAAAACAACCUGCCAAAAAAUUACCAGAAAGUAAAUUGCCCGUAUUUCAGUCUUUAGCUGCUUCAAAAAGGGCAGAUGAAGAACAGACACCCUCUAGAAAACUAACUGAAACCGAUACAAAUAAGGUAGCCACUGAGAGUAGCAAAGCUCAAGGUUUUCAAGAAAGGGUGGUUGUCUCAAAGCAGGCAGGUGAAAAAUCGUUGCCAGGAAUCUCUACCAAAUCAGAAACCAUUGAAUCCAGAUCAUCACUUUUUGAGAAUAAGGAGCGUAAGAGCAAGGAAGAGACUCAACAGAGCCCUGCUAAAGUUCACUCUCUUGGCCUACAUAUUACAAGUAGGCAAAGUGUAACUGAUCAUGUUAAAGAGCAACAGUAUUUAAAAAGUGACACUAAAACUGAGACAGGUGUUUUAUUAUCAAAGGAUAAUGUCAAUAGGAAUGACUCCCAAAUCAAAACCCUUAAGAAGAAGACAGAAUCUCAUAUUCCUGUUAGAACAGUAUCUGGUUCCUCUGAAACUAAUAAAACAAGUAAAGUGAAUCAAGAUGUGUUAGGUAAACAAACUGAAAAGAGUCAAUCACACAUACCUACUUUGACCAAAGCAAGGAUUCAGGGCCGUGUAGAGUUACAGAGAGAGGAAUCUGCAACAAAGAAGUCUCAAGAGGUUUCUGCAGAAAGUAGAAAUGACAUGAGCCCAGUGGAAAAAAUAUCAACAGUUACAACAAGAGAAAGUUUUAAAGGGUUAAAAACGUUACCAGUCUACGUAAGUGUUCAAGUUGCAAAACAGUCUGAGAAAGAUACAUCAGGAGCAGCAAAUGGCACAUUCAAAAAAAUGGUCAACUCAGAAAGUAGAUCGAUUUACACGGUUAAACAAAAACAGCCCCCAUCUCCUAAAGGCAGCCCUGAUGACGACACUUUAGAACAGUUCUCUUUUAUUGAUAGCUCUGGCAAAAGUCCAAUGACUCCAGAUACCCCCAGCUCAGAAGAGGUCACCUAUGAUCUCACUUCAAGAACCCCUGACUCUUUCAUUGCAUUUAUGCCAGGUAUUGCCAGCCCAAUAGCAGAGGUUUCAGAGGAGUCGGAAGGUAGUGACCAAGGCAAACAUUUUUCUUUGAAAGAAUUCAAAGCAGAAAAAACAACCAGUGGCAAACAAGAAACUGGCACGGAGUCAAAAGACAAACGAGUUGCAUAUAUUGAGUUUCCUCCUCCACCGCCAUUAGACUCAGAUUCAUCACAGCCUGAGAAAAGGGGGUCGACUCCGUCUUCCGAGGCUGAGACUGAGAUGAUGGAAGUGAAUCUCCAAGAGGCGCGUGAUAAACGUCUCCUCACAGAACCUAUAAUAAGAGUCCAGCCACCAUCUCCUGUCACCCUAAGAGCUAAUGACAGCGAUUCAAGUGAGGAGGAAUCAGUCUUUAAACCCAUACCAACAAAGAAAUAUACCUUUAAGAUGGAUGGGGACAAAAUUGAGAAAGAAAGCAAUUUAAAAGAGCAUGACAAUAAUGGGAAUCGUAAAGAACUAGGGGCAAAUGGUAACGCAAAAGAAGAUGAUGAUGAUUAUGAACAAAAUGGCAAUGAUCAGUCUAUCACAGAUUGCUCAAUGGCAACCACUGCAGAGUUCUCACAUGACACAGAUGCUACAGAGAUCGACUCUUUGGAUGGCUACGAACUUCAGGAUGAGGAUGACGGUCUAAGUGAACACUUUACCAAACCGAUUGGCUUCCCCAUUGAGAACAGAAAAGAUGUUUGGUCAUCAGAUAAUUUGACAAGGCCAAGCGACCGUUGCCAGAGUAAACUUGAAGUCAUUGAAGAAGAAUCACCAGUUGAAGAGAGCAAAAAGACCAAAGCCAAUACUGAUCCCUCAAACAAAAGAAAUGGUGAAGACAAUGAAAGAAAUGGGAAGCAUUCCGAUCACGGUUUGUCGGAAACGUACUUUAGCUACAAGCUCGAUGAGGAGUUUAAUACUCCUUUCAAAACUGUUGCAACAAAAGGAUUUGAUCCUUGGUCAAGCAAAGGCGGAGAAGAUGAGGUUGUGGAUGCUAGAAUUAAGGACGACGAACCCAAGCCUUUUGGGUUAGCAGCAGACGACAGGUCUACAGCCACAACCCCUGACACAACUCCUGCGAGAACCCCGACCGAUGAAAGCACACCAACUAGCGAGCCUAACCCUUUCCCCUUUCACGAAGGGAAGAUGUUUGAGAUGACCCGAAGCGGUGCGAUUGACAUGAGCAAGCGGGAUUUUUUGGAAGAGAGGCUCCAGUUUUUUCAGAUUGGCCCUCAGAGUCCCUGUGAAAGGACAGAUCUGCGUAUGGCUAUUGUGGCAGAUCAUCUUGGCCUGAGCUGGACAGAACUGGCCAGAGAAAUGGAAUUUACGGUCGAUGAGAUAAAUCACAUCCGUGUGGAAAACCCAAAUUCAUUGACAACUCAGAGCUUCAUGCUAAUAAAGAAAUGGGUUAGCCGAGACGGCAAAAACGCUACAACGGAUGCCUUAUCUGCAGUCCUGACUAAGAUCAAUCGGUUGGAUAUUGUGACAUUGCUGGAAGGGCCGAUUUUUGACUAUGGUAACAUAACAGGCACGAGAUGUUUUGCAGAUGAUAGCCCAGUUUCCCAGGAGCAGGCUGAUGGUUACCAAGACAUUGAGCUGGAGCUUAAGAGUCCCUCAGAGCUGUCCUAUGAGCCCCCGACCCCCCUGCGGCAGGAUGAUUUCUUUAACGAGGACGGUAGGCUAAACUUCCCCAGUAGUGCCCCCGUUAGGCCCAGUGAACUUUCCCUGCCAUCCACUAGCGGCCCCGUGUCUGCCGACGCCAAGCCUCCCACUGUGAUUGAAGAGGACACCUCAAUCAGAGGUCGAGGCUCCUUUGGCCAAGAGGAUGGGUUAACUGAAGACGACCUUCGUGAAUCUGCGGUCUCCUCGAAACAACACGACAUUGAAGCCACGUCAGAAGAACAAGACGUCUUUCCAAGCAGCCCGGUGAGAGAGGAAGCUCAACACGAGCCCACCGUUUCUUCCUCAGCCAGAGGAGGUCCUGGAGAGGGCAGCUUGUCUGGAUUUGACGAGGAAGACGAAGAAUUGACCCAAGAGAAGAUCAAGGUUCUCUUGGAGAACAUUAAGUUGGAGGAAGGCUUAGAGGAUGUGGAGAUGACUGAGGAGAGGCUGCAGGAGAUCCUCUCACAGGUGCAGCAGGCAGAAACCCAUAUGUCUUCAAUUUCAGGUUCGCAGGGUGAGACAUCUGGUUCAAUGGUGAUGGCUUCAGGCCAAGGCCUGGGUACUGAUACACAAGGGCAAAGCCAAGAGCCCGUGUCCUCAACUAAUGGAGUGCGAGUAGAGAAGCAAAAUGGAGAACAUCCAGAGCACCAAGCGCCAGAUGCCAGCAAGUCUAGCAGCAAAACAAAGGGCAAAGCGAGGAAAGACUCUGGACGGCAGGAGGUGAGCAGCGAGACGCUGGAGGACAGAGGAACAGAAUCAAACAACAGAAAGGAGGGCGUAACUGUUUAUGAAGCUCAGCAGGGAGCUUGUAAAGAGAAUGAAUCCAGUUCAGAGGAGGAGGAGACCGUCACCACCAGAGUGUAUCGACGGAGAGUGAUUCUGAAGGGUGAUCAGGCCAAAAACGUUCCCGGCGAGACAGUGACAGAGGAGCAGUACACUGAUGACGAUGGAAACAUAGUCACCAGAAAAAUCAUCCGCAAGGUUGUGUGUCGCACAGCUGCUGUGGAGGAGAAGGGAAGGAGAAAGCGUGGGAAACGCUCCCGACAGGCCGGUAGGGCCGGACAGGAGGAGGAAGAGGGGGGCCCAGGGCCCCGCAGAGUGUACACUGAGGACGGUGAAGGAGGGAACGGCAAAAAGAAGGAUGGAAGACAAAGAGAGAAAAAGAGUCAAUCGUAACAGCUGUGUGCACUUUCUGACGUGAAAUUGUUUCAAAAUCAUUUUCCUGGGUGGAAGAUCACUGGAAACUCGCAGGAGGUCAGAGAAUGAAGACGGUGUCUACAACUUCACAUAAAUAAAAGGUUUCAGCCAGAGGACUUUUGAUUUCGCAUGAGCAUGAUUAACUUGUUUCUGUCAGUAACGCGGGGCGGCUGACGGUCACCGACUGUCGAGAGGACAUUGACGGUGCCACAUUUCCAUCGACCGGAAGUGUCAGGAAUAAAACACCUUCAUGACCGAACACGCCACAAAACCCCAUGGAUGAUUGACAGAAACGGAGGGGCACGUUCCAAUCACUUCUACACUCGCCUUACUUUUCUUUCGUUUGUUUUUUUGGCCCCAUAAUGUCGGGGUGUAUGAUGCUGUUUGAUGGAGGUUACGAUGUACAUAAAUUACACUGUAUAAAUUCUAAUGUGGCUCACAAUAUUGUCAAGGCACUGGCAAGUGUGUGCGAAUGAACUACCGAUUCUGAUUCCAGUUUUAAGGGAACGCUUGAGUGUAACGCACUUGUAUGACUAUUAGCAGGACAAAUGUUUGUAAAUGAAAAAAGCCAGCUUGAUUUUAACAAGAGACGUUUCUUUUAAACCUGGUACAUGACCUGGAGCGCCUGUGAAUCUUUUCGAAGAUUUCUUCAGAUUACUAAUAUUUUCAUGCAUGUGGAUCACUUUAUUAUGAUUGAUUUUUUCUAACAGCAUAAGACACAAGAGAAAAGGAGAGAAUGUUCUGGAUGUGUCCACUCACAGCCUUGCCAUUGCUCACUAUAGUUUUUUUAGUAAGAUGGUUCGGCUUCACUAAAACUUCACUACCGGUUUCUCUCUUCACUUACAGAUUCACCAGAAGUCACGUGUUUCAGCUGUAAGAAAUGUAUAAAUCUUUUGGUCAGCCUAUCAUUUGUAAUCAUUUCAGCAGUGUAUUAUUACUUUUCAAGGCUGCUGUGGUUUUGGGGAAACUUUAUUUUAGGUUGGUGCAUUAUUGACUGCGAAUCACCCUUGAGCAUUCACGAAUGACAGAUCUGGUAACAAACAUUUGUAUGGAACUAAACAUACACUGGAUGAUCAAAAUAAUUAUUUAAGCUUAUAAUAAACUGUGUUCAAACCCUU
Molecule: messenger RNA, 13238 nt
Organism: Triplophysa dalaica
Lineage: Eukaryota; Metazoa; Chordata; Actinopteri; Cypriniformes; Nemacheilidae
Gene: ank3b
Product: ankyrin 3b
Exons: 49
Coding region: 319-12099 (3926 amino acids)
Biological process (GO): regulation of cardiac muscle contraction; protein localization to T-tubule; signal transduction
Cellular component (GO): T-tubule
Molecular function (GO): protein binding
Source: RefSeq, a predicted model, not a curated record